Letharia columbiana is the source of this 1461-nucleotide messenger RNA. RefSeq lists its product as uncharacterized. Lineage: Eukaryota; Fungi; Ascomycota; Lecanoromycetes; Lecanorales; Parmeliaceae. The transcript has a single exon. The record is from RefSeq and is a predicted model, not a curated record. The coding region runs from base 1 to 1461 and encodes 486 amino acids.
AUGUCACUUAGAUCCCUCUUCAACCUCCCUUCCGCCAACAAAGACAUUCCUCUCCUUCCAAUACAUGCAUCCCGAAACCCAACGCCAUCUCAAACCCCGUACCAAACCGCGCCAGCAAGCCCUGACCCACGACCUCCCUCGAAAAUGACUGCUGUCCAGGUUCCGUACUCCGAUGCCCUUAUCACCAUCUCACGCCAGGAAGUCCACCUACAAAGCACCCUUCAGCACCUUCUCGAUGCCCAAAGCGAAGGUCUACUUGCUGGUCUCACAGGCGGCCCGCCUCAAGGUGAAACAUCAACUACAGGUAGCCGAACACCGACGACAGCAUACUCCAGCCCAGGCGGCCCCAGGAAGCUAAAGAGUGUUGUACCCAUGCGGCAACCUCUGAAAAGGAAAUUAGGUUUGAAAGGCGCGCGCAGAGGCAUUGCACGCGCCAUAUCGGAUUUAGCAACCCUGAAGAUUGAGGAGGCCAGGAUACUAGAGGGGGAACUCUUGCAGCGAGCAGAGGCGCUUAAUAUCGUGCAGCGAUUUGAGACAAAGAUGGUCGGAUUGAAGGAACACAUUGAUAACAUUGAAUCAGAAGACACGACCCGCCAAGUGGAGGAUCUGAAGGGCGAGGAGAAGGCUUUGGCUCACGAGAUCCGGGAGCUGGAAUCUAGAUUGUGGGAAACGAAGGCUAAGCACCGCCACCUGCUACGAGAAAUUGAAAGUCUAGAUAGUAGUGUGCAGAGCAAACUCAGCUCUUAUCAGUCCGCGCUGACGUUGGCGGAGAAGGAGUCGAGGAAAUUCCUUGAGAGUCCGCCAUUACGGGGUAAUAGGACUGUUACGACUACAGGGCUGUGGGCUUUACCGGCUGAGCGACGGACACUGCAAAUGGCGAAGGAGCAGUACGCUGAGGAGCAAGAUGUAUUGAGAAAGCGGUUUGACGAGGUGGAGACGGAAAGGGGCGCGUUGGAAGAUGGCUUUGGGGUCUGGAACGAAGUCGUUGAGGACGUUACUGGUGUCGAAAAGCUGCUACGGGAAGAAAUGCACGAAAUGCAAGCGCCUCUGGUCCAAGAGAACAAAAAUGGCAAUGCUAUAGGGGGAAUGAGGAAGAUUUUGGAGCAAGUGUCGAAAGCGAGAUCGCGGACUGAAAGCAAGCUGGAAGUCUCAGAAGACCGGGAGUGGAAGCUCCUGGUUUGCUGCAUUGGGGCCGAGUUGGAAGCCAUGAUUGAAGGGCAGAGUGUGCUGCAUGGUGCACUUGAGGCUGCUCGACGAUCAGAAGGCGAAGAUUAUGUGAGUAAAGAUGGCAACGUCCCUGUUACACGUAUCAAUUCGGUCUCCCCAGUCGACCUCUCAGCACGUCUGGAAGCAUUGGGGAAGCAAGACUGCCCAGCAGAGCCCAGUAGUAUCUUGGAUAAGUCGGAGGACGAGGACGACGGGCCUGGGCCAGAUCUGCUUAUUUCAACCGAUGAUGUAUAG